Messenger RNA from Scleropages formosus (Asian bonytongue), 1275 nucleotides. RefSeq names its product heparan-sulfate 6-O-sulfotransferase 3-B-like. Gene Ontology annotation, molecular function: heparan sulfate 6-sulfotransferase activity. The record is from RefSeq and is a predicted model, not a curated record. The coding region runs from base 10 to 1275 and encodes 421 amino acids. The transcript has 2 exons. Gene Ontology annotation, cellular component: membrane. Lineage: Eukaryota; Metazoa; Chordata; Actinopteri; Osteoglossiformes; Osteoglossidae.
UCUGUUAACAUGGAUGAUAGAUCCAACAAAAUUAUCCUGGUUCCCGUAUUAGCUGUUCUUUUCGUCAUGAUCGGGUAUCAGUACAUUUGCCCUGCUGGGGGUAACUCUUGCCCGCUCAGGACAGGGGAGAAGUUGCGGGGUGUGAGUCCUCCGUCCGUCGACUAUUCCUCGGCUGAGGAUUUGUACAGGGAUCAGGAGCUGGAGGAUGACUAUCCUCCCAGAUUCGUCCCCAAGUUCAACUUCACCGAGAGGGACCUGGAGCGCCACGUGGACUUCGACAUCCGAGGCGACGACGUCAUCGUGUUCCUGCACAUCCAGAAGACCGGCGGUACCACGUUCGGGAGACACCUGGUCCGGAACAUCCGCCUCGAGAAGCCGUGCGACUGCAAGCCGGGUCAGAAGAAGUGCACGUGCUACCGGCCCGGCAAAGAGGAGUCCUGGCUCUUCUCGCGCUUCUCCACAGGCUGGAGCUGCGGACUGCACGCGGACUGGACCGAGCUCACCAACUGCGUGCCUGACGUCAUGGAGAAGAGACAGGCCGCGCGGAGCCGCAGGAACUUCUAUUACAUCACGCUGCUAAGGGACCCCGUGUCGCGCUACCUGAGCGAAUGGAAACACGUACAGCGAGGCGCUACCUGGAAGACCUCGCUGCACAUGUGCGACGGGCGGUCGCCCACGCAGGACGAGCUGCCUGCCUGUUAUCCGGGGGAGGACUGGUCGGGCGUGUCUCUGCACGAUUUCAUGGACUGCUCUUCGAACCUGGCCAACAACCGGCAGGUGCGCAUGCUGGCCGACCUGAGCCUGGUGGGCUGCUACAACCUGUCCUUCAUGAGCGAGAGCGAGCGCAGCCACAUCCUGCUGAGCAGCGCCAAGACCAACCUGAGGAACAUGGCCUUCUUCGGCCUCACCGAGUUCCAGCGCAAGACCCAGUACCUGUUCGAGCGGACGUUCCGCCUGCGCUUCAUCUCCGCCUUCACGCAGAUCAACAGCACGCGCGCCGCCGGCGUGGACGUGGGCGAGGACGUGCGCCAACGCAUCGAGGCGCUCAACAUGCUGGACGUGCAGCUGUACGAGUACGCCAAGGACCUGUUCCUGCAGCGCUUCCAGUACGUCCGGCAGCAGGAGCGCCAGCAGGAGCGGCUCAGGAGGCGGCAGGAGCGACGCCGGCUGCGAGAGCAGAGGGCCUUCCUGUCCCAGCAACGGCGGGAGAACGAGGAGGACGAGGAGACGGUGGUCACCACUGAGGACUACACCAGCCAGGUGGCACGCUGGUGA